This is a messenger RNA of Monosiga brevicollis MX1, 165 nucleotides long. RefSeq lists its product as uncharacterized. The annotation marks the transcript as partial. The transcript has a single exon. The record is from RefSeq and is a predicted model, not a curated record. NCBI's taxonomy places the organism in Eukaryota, Choanoflagellata, Craspedida, Salpingoecidae.
UUUAAGAUUAAGCGUCAUACACCCCUCGAACGGCUUUUCCAGGCCUUCUGCGACGUUCGACGACUCGACCGCCAGCGCUGUCGCUUCUGGUGGGAAUCCUUCGAGCUGCAAAGCCAGCUGACACCCGAGUUGGCUGGCAUUGCCGAUGAGGACAUUAUUCGCUGC